This is a messenger RNA of Tetrapisispora phaffii CBS 4417, 1422 nucleotides long. RefSeq lists its product as uncharacterized. NCBI's taxonomy places the organism in Eukaryota, Fungi, Ascomycota, Saccharomycetes, Saccharomycetales, Saccharomycetaceae. The transcript has a single exon. The record is from RefSeq and is a predicted model, not a curated record. Bases 1 to 1422 code for a protein of 473 amino acids. Gene Ontology annotation, molecular function: S-adenosylmethionine-dependent methyltransferase activity.
AUGGAACAUAUUGCAAUUAAAGAGAACAAUAACGUCUCGACACAAUCUAAUUUUUUACCUUUAUUAAUUUUAACAAUCUUAACUAUACUUAUGUCAUUUCUGCGAAAAUAUAAACCUUUUAAUUCAUGGAUUGUGUCACGAGUGAAUCAAAUGAUUUCACCAGAAACGAUGACGAAUGAUCAGUAUUAUAUAAUUACCAAUACUUUUAAAAUGGUACAUGGUCCAACCAAUGGUUCUCUGUCACACAACCGUCAAUUGUUUCCAUUGAAUGGGCUAUAUAAUGCACUAUUAAAUUUGAAUGAAUAUGGUGUAAGAUCAAAAAGACAAAAUAGCAUUAUACUCCAACGAGCAUUAUCAUUGAAUUCCGAGUUCAAGUCUCAAUUGAAAGAUAUUGAAUAUUUUGAUAAAUUGAACGAUGUGGAUUUGGCAGUUGUAGAAAACAAUAUCACUGUUAAAAAGAUUGUUGAAAGUACAUUGACUCGAUUGGUUGACGAUAACCAAAGCGUUUUAAGGGAAGGUGACAAUUAUGAUAGUGCAAUUUUUGAACAAGUAAAAAUGGUUUGUGAACCACUUGGCUACACCAUCCAAGCAGGCAAUACGGUGCAGUUGAAGCGAAAAAAAGAACCCACGAUGAAUUCUCUUCUAAGUAAAAGCUCUAAUCAAGCUCGUGUAGUUGAAUCAUUACAACAUUUGGUUAGAGAUUAUAGUAAAGAGUAUGAGAUAGAACUAAAUCCAUUGCUGGAUUAUGUAACUUCGCAAAUGGAUGACUUAUACACCAAUUUUCAAGAUGAUAAGGUACUUAUACUGGUUCCAGGACCCGGCGUUGGUAGAAUCCCAUUUGAACUUGCCAAAAAAUAUCCUAAAUGUCAAGUUGAAAGCAUUGAAUUAUCUAAUUUGAUGUAUUUACUCAAUGAAUUUGCAUUAACCCAUCAAGAAGAUAUCACAAUCAGACCAUUUGCACAAUAUUUUUCCUCCCAAUUAGAUUCUGGUGACCAGUUACGAGAAUUUAACGUGCCUCUUAGCUGCAUCAGGAAACUCCCUAAUUUAAAUAUUAGACACGGUGAUUUCAGAAACAUAAGUAUAAACGAAAAAUAUGACAGAAUAGUCAUAGUGACUGUUUAUUUUAUUGAUACAGCCGAGAACAUACUUGAGUACAUCGAUACAAUGGAGAAGUUAACUAAAUUCGCCCAUACAAAGCAAAUAAAUUGGAUCAACAUAGGCCCGCUAAAAUAUGGAACUAAACCUAAUGUGCAAUUAACAUUUAACGAGUUGACUAAAUUACUAGCAAUAAGAAACUGGAAAAUGAAGCAUGUUGUCAUAAACAAUGACGGCAAUAAACUAAACGGAUAUUUAACCGAUUACAAGUCGUUAUACCAAGGAUAUUAUGGAACGGUAGCGUUCCAUACCGAAUACAUUGACUAA